Messenger RNA from Sebastes umbrosus (honeycomb rockfish), 3539 nucleotides. It is a transcript of the gene pax3b, whose product is annotated as paired box 3b. The record is from RefSeq and is a predicted model, not a curated record. NCBI's taxonomy places the organism in Eukaryota, Metazoa, Chordata, Actinopteri, Perciformes, Sebastidae. Gene Ontology annotation, molecular function: RNA polymerase II cis-regulatory region sequence-specific DNA binding; DNA-binding transcription factor activity, RNA polymerase II-specific. The transcript has 9 exons. Gene Ontology annotation, biological process: regulation of transcription by RNA polymerase II; anatomical structure development. Bases 331 to 1803 code for a protein of 490 amino acids.
UUGAACCGGUGUCAACAAACAACAACAACAAUAUUUUUCAUGCUUACACCGCCUACACUUACAACAACCCGAAUACUGGCGAAUAAAACCAAGAAGACCGAGAAACUAACUCUUUUUAACACCCCAAAAUACAAUUUUCUUCAUUUUUUUUUGUCAUUUGACUCCUCCAGAGGCUUGUUUGUGGCUGUCCCAGGACGCACUGCAGCUAACCGAGGCUAAAAACCGUCCAGGAAGCUUCCUCACAGGCGAAAUCCUGCUGCAAAAGUCGGUGUUGGAGCAGCAGCUGCAGCCUCCCCGUUAGGAGGAGGUAUUUACUGGGGUGUUGGAGGUAUGACUGCGUUGGCUGGGUCAAUACCCAGGAUGAUGCGACCCCAUCUGGCUCAGAACUACCCCCGCAGUGGAUUCCCACUGGAAGUGUCUACUCCGCUGGGUCAAGGCCGUGUGAACCAGCUCGGAGGAGUUUUCAUAAACGGCAGACCUUUGCCCAACCACAUCCGACAUAAGAUCGUGGAGAUGGCCCACCACGGCAUCAGGCCGUGCGUCAUCUCCAGACAGCUCCGGGUCUCUCACGGCUGCGUGUCCAAAAUCCUGUGCCGGUACCAGGAGACGGGCUCCAUCAGACCAGGGGCCAUCGGCGGCAGCAAACCCAAGCAGGGAACAACGCCGGACGUAGACAAGAGAAUAGAAGAAUACAAGCGGGAAAACCCGGGUAUGUUUAGCUGGGAGAUUCGGGAUAAAUUACUGAAGGAUGGGAUAUGUGACCGCAACAACGUUCCUUCAGUGAGCUCCAUCAGUCGCACCAUGCGGAGUAAGUUCGGAGGCAAAGGCGAUGAAGAGGAGGAUGAAGAGGAAAUCGAGAGGAAAGAGUUGGAGGAGAACGACCGGAGGGCCAAACACAGCAUCGAGGGCAUCUUAGGAGACAGAUCGAGUCACUCAGACGAGGGUUCGGACGUGGAGUCGGAGCCCGAUCUGCCGCUCAAGAGGAAGCAGCGGCGCAGUCGGACCACAUUCACGGCGGAGCAGCUGGAGGAGCUGGAGAGGGCCUUCGAGAGGACCCACUACCCCGACAUCUACACCAGGGAGGAGCUCGCCCAGAGAGCCAAACUCACCGAGGCCAGGGUUCAGGUUUGGUUCAGCAACAGGCGGGCGAGGUGGAGGAAGCAGGCGGGAGCCAGUCAACUGAUGGCGUUUAAUCACCUGAUCCCAGGUGGUUUCCCACCUUCAGCCAUGUCCAGCAUCCCUCCAUACCAGCUCUCUGACAGCCCCUACCCCCCCUCAUCUAUAGCACAAGAGCCCCACAGCACGGUGCAUCGGCCCCAGCCUCUCCCUCCCUCCUCGGGUCACCAAGCCACCGGUGGUGGAGGGCAGGUAGACGGAGGCACUCCCUACUGCCUCGCCUCCGGACGACACUCCUUCUCGGGCUACUCGGAUGGCUUUGUGAGCGCUGGGGGACCGGCCAAUCACAUGAACCCCGCCAUAGGAAACGGACUCUCUCCACAGGUGAUGGGUCUGCUGAACCCGGGCGGUGUGCCACAUCAGCCCCAGAGCGACUACGCCAUCUCCCCUUUGACGGGCGGCCUCGAGCCCCCCGCUGGCAUGGCCGCCAGCUGCAGCCAGCGCAUGGAUCACAUCAAGGGCCUGGAGGGUCUCACCAGCGUCCCCUCCAUGUCGGCUCUGCCCUCCCUGCCCAGCUCCCAGUCCUACUGCCCCCCCUCCUACAGCUCACCGGGCUACACCGUCGACCACGUGGCGUCCUACCAGUACGGCCAGUACGGACAAAGUAAGGUGCCCUUUCUUAUCUGAGGCCUGAAAUCACCUGAGGACUUCAUCACAGAGGGACAUUGUGUGUGUGUGUACAGCCAUGGAAAUCUUUUAAUAUCUGGACCAAAAUUUUAUUUUGCUACCAUUCACCAGGACACAUUCUCUACUGCAGGACGUUAUAUUAUUCAUUCUUGUUGGAGAAAUGGACAAAAAAAAUAAAGAAGAAGGGAACACAAGAAGGAAUAUCAGACCAAAAACUGUUGAUUGACUGUGAACAAAAAAAACUGUUGAUUGACUGUGAAUAUUGCAUCGGUGUUGUAGAUGAACGACAGCGAUGUCAGCGCUUAAUGAGGUUGGUGCAGCGGAGCUCUCUUUACCAUGAAGAGGCUCUUUCCAGGCGACCCUAGUGACCAAACGCCACUCUGCCUGUGGGGUCUUUGUGAGGACAACAAACCCAAAUCCUCUUCGACAUAAUCUGCCAGCCUUGCCUACAUGUUUACAUAUCAGGCCACAUGAGUGCAUACUAAAUUCCAUGUAUCCCUAAAUUGUAUCUGCUGAAAGGGGAAAAGAAAAGGGCUUUGUUGAUUUUUUUUUUGCAUUUAUUUGAGAUCUCUGCAUCCCACACAUGGAGAGACAUUCCAGAGACAGAGAAAAACAAACGUGAGUGAACAAAUCUGUAGGUUUUAUUGUAUCAGAAACUCUAAUGUACACCACAGCUGUACUGCAGUUAAAGUUCAUUCAAACAUUCCUCCUACCUCCUCCCCCUCUCCCUCUCUCUCUCUCUCUCUCUCCUCUCGCCUUUCUGUCUUACUCCUUCUGUCUCAUUGAUGUUUCGGACGGUGAGGCAGGGAUCCCGGCCUUUUGUAGUUUUAGAGAGGAACUCGGAGGAGGUCAGGAGGUGACUUUAGGGAAAGUGACAGAUGAGAGAGCAGUAGAGGAGGGCGGCGGAGAAGUGGCUUUAAAGGAAGAGGGGUGGGGGGGGGGGAUAGGCAAGAUCGAUCACAGGGGUUAAAAACCCUUUAAAGAUCCUCUCCCGGCGAGAAAAAGCCACCAGGUCACAAGUCACGACCGAGAGACACUUGAGAAACCGAGAGUUUAGACUAAAGACAGCCAUUUUCCCAGCUGACCAGAAGUGCAAUAUCAUGUAUCUUAAGAGUCGCCAUUAAAACAAUAAUAAAAAUCAAACGUGCCUCUUAAAGUCUUACGAAACUCUUUGGAUCCAUUCUCUGGAUCUAGUUUAGGACUUUGCAAAGGAGCAACACAUGUGCCUUUGAAGGCUUUUGGGUCCAAAACAAAUACGAAACAUUGUUAAUCCCGCUGUCAUAGCACACUGAGGACCACAUUUGUAAGGACUUAAGUCAGUGUAGUGUCACGAGGAGCAGAAUAAAUCAAGGGAAUGCCAAUGGAAACAGAAAGUUAGCAGGAAUGACAAAGCCAAAUCUGUAUUUUAUUUUUUUUUUGUGUUGCUUGGGACCCUUUUUUUUGUUUCCAUUUUGCAUAAAAAUAUUGAUUAGGUUUGUAACGCAUUCCGGACAUAUUUAUUGUCUUCUGUGUGUCAAAAGUGUAAAAAAUUCCCCACAAUGUACAAGUGAGUGGCAAUACUUUACCCAUCAAACAGAGCGCCUCCAUACGCACUCUUGUUUUGUACAUCUGUCUAUGUUCUUUUCAUUCCUUUUGAUAUAUUUUUUUGUAUUAUUUGACAAAGCGAUAUGACAUAACGUCACGUGUACAAGCGCAUUAUCACUACUAUUUAUAAUAAAAUAAAAAUUCUGAAAAUA